AUGCUCAGCAAGAAAAUAUUGUUUCUAUUCCGCAAAUACAGCUCCUCUGCCGCUCUACUGGAAGGUAGUGGUCGAAUCGAGCUUGACACUCGUCUCUUGCUCAGCAACCCAACAAAUUUGAAGGAUCUAACACUCGCACAAGCCAAAGCAGCACACGCCCUUCUCUUCAAAACCCACGAAUUAAGCUCAAAUCUCUACGCCGCCAACAGUCUGAUCAUUUCCUACUCGGAAUGCAGUCGCAUGGACUGUGCAUUCAAGCUGUUCGAUGAAAUUCCUCUGAGGAACUCGGUCACAUUGAAUUCGAUGAUUUUGGGGUGUAACAAGAAUUCUCUUUACGGUUAUUCUUGGAGGCUUUUUUGUCAAAUUCAUAAUGUUGGCGCGGAUAUGGAUGAGUUCACUUAUGGCAGUGUUCUUUCUGCUUGUGGCUAUGUGGGAAAUGCAGCCAUUGGUUUACAGGUUUACGGGCUCGUUUGGAAAAACGGGUUCGUAUCUAACGGGUACGUGAGGGCUGCAACGAUAGAUUUGUUCGCCAAGUGUGGUUAUCUUGAUGAUGCUUUGAGGGUGUUACAUGAUGUUGAUAACUGUGAGAAUGUCGUUUGUUGGAAUCAUGUCGUGUCAGGCGCAGUCAAGAGCAAUGACCAUUUGGUUGCGUUGGAUGUUUUCGCGGAGAUGUGCCGUCGUAGCAGUAUUUCCCCGAACUCUUUUACAUUUUCUAGUGCUUUAACUGCUUGUGCUGCAGUAGAGGAGCUAGAGUUGGGGAAAUGCAUCCAUGGGUGUGUCAUCAAGCGCGGUGUUGGUGGUGAUGUUUAUGUCGGAACUGCCAUUGUCGAUCUUUAUGCUAAAUCCGGAGCUAUGCUUGAUGCUGUGAAGCAGUUUAAACUAAUGAAAAUGCUCAAUGUUGUUUCUUGGAAUGUCAUCAUCUCCGGCUUUGCGAAGCAGGGUGAUUGUGUUUCUGCUUUUUCUGUCCUCAAUGAGAUGAGGAAAUCGGGAGAGGAACUAAGCAGUUUCACUGUUCCGAAUGUGCUUUCAGCGUGUACAAACCCCGAUAUGUUUAAAGGAACAUUACAGAUCCAUUGCUGGACUUUUAAGGUUGGGCUUAAUAUUGAUCCUAUAGUCGAAUCAUCUCUUAUAAGUACAUAUUCGAGAAUAGGAGCGGUUUAUUUAUCUGAGAAAGUUUUUGUAGAGAAUGGGAAGAUGAAGGAAGUAGGUGUUUGGGCUAACAUGAUAUCUGCGUUUGUUCAAAGUGGGAGUUACGACAAAGCAAUCAAUUUUUUUCAAGAUAUGUUAGAAAAUGGUACUAAUCCUAAUAUGUACAUUGUUUCUAGUGUCAUAAGCUUGAUAGAUAGUUUAGCUUUGGGGAGACAGGUGCAUAGUUACUCUUUAAAACUCGGUAUGUUGUCUGAAGUCAGCGUAGGCAGUUCGAUUCUGACAAUGUAUUCGAAAUGUCGCAAGUUGGAGGACUCUCUAAAGGCUUUUGAGCAACUUGAGAGGAAAGAUAAUGUUUCGUGGACCUCUAUGAUUAUUGGUUUAGCUGAAAACGGAUAUGCAGAUAAGGCUAUUCGGUUGUUUCAAGAGAUGGGAUUCGAACCCGAUGACAGGAUUUUAGCUGCUGUUCUGAAUUCAUGCUCUGCUCUUCGUUCCUUGAAGUUGGGUAGAGAAGUUCACGCCUUUGCUCUUCGGUUUUGGUCUGGUGGUGAGCAGGCCAUCGUUGAUUCUGCACUAGUGAACAUGUACACAAAAUGUGGUGAUCUCGAUUCAGCUAGGAUUGUUUUUGAUAGGACGCAUAUCAAAGAUCAAGCACUGUGGUCGUCCUUGAUUUCAGGAUACUCUCGAUAUGGACAAGUUGAGGAGGCUCUUGAGAUUUUCCGCAACUUGCUUAUGUCCGGUGUGAACUCUGACGCCUACACAUGUUCGUCGAUUUUGGGGGCUCUUGCUAUUUCAAGUGAAUUAGGCGAACAGCUUCACGGAUAUACCAUUAAAGUUGGUUUUGAAACAGAUGCAUCGGUGGGAAGUUCACUUGUGAUGAUGUACUCAAAAUCCGGGAGCAUCAGCGACUGUCACAAGGCAUUUCAGCAGAUUACAGACCUCGAUUUGGUUGGCUGGACGACAAUGAUAGCAAGCUACGCUAACAAUGGAAAAGGAUCAGAGGCGUUGCAGCUCUUUGACCGUAUGAAGAGAUCAGGAGUAGAGCCUGAUGGUGUCACUUUCGUUGGUGUGCUAUCAGCUUGUAGCCACGCUGGUUUAGUAGACGAAGGGCAUUUCCAUUUGCAAUCGAUGAUCAGAGACCACGGGAUCAAGCCUGGUCAGAAGCAUUACGCGUGCAUGGUGGAUCUUCUUGGCCGAGCAGGGCGGCUAGAAGAGGCCAAGAGGUUUAUCGACAGCAUGCCUGUGGAACCGGCCGUUUUAGUGUGGGAGACUUUGCUCGCUGCUUGCAAAGUGCACGGUGAUCACGAGCUAGGGAAGGUGGCUGCUGAGAAGAUUCUUGAAUCGCAGCCUAAUGAUGUCGGAACCUACAUUUCAGUGUCGAACAUCUAUGCAGAGGCGGGCGAAUGGGAUCACGCGUUGAAGGUUAGAGAAGCGAUGGGAGUGAGGAGGAAGGAGGCCGGUUGGAGCUACGUGUGAACUAUGCUCGUGAUGCGAUCGGACGUGGAUGGUUGAGACGGAACGAACCUAAGAAGGAGCUGAGACAUGCUCAUGGUUCUGAAGUGAAGAGAAGUAUAGGCUAUUGUUCUUGUGUCUUCAAAAUUACUCCAUGAGAAUUGAAAUAUAUAAUUUUUUUUAUUUAAA
Molecule: messenger RNA, 2787 nt
Organism: Salvia hispanica
Lineage: Eukaryota; Viridiplantae; Streptophyta; Magnoliopsida; Lamiales; Lamiaceae
Product: pentatricopeptide repeat-containing protein At1g74600, chloroplastic-like
Biological process (GO): RNA modification
Cellular component (GO): intracellular membrane-bounded organelle
Molecular function (GO): RNA binding; protein binding
Source: RefSeq, a predicted model, not a curated record